This is a messenger RNA of Oxyura jamaicensis (ruddy duck), 882 nucleotides long. It is a transcript of the gene BIRC5, whose product is annotated as baculoviral IAP repeat containing 5. NCBI's taxonomy places the organism in Eukaryota, Metazoa, Chordata, Aves, Anseriformes, Anatidae. The record is from RefSeq and is a predicted model, not a curated record. Bases 31 to 471 code for a protein of 146 amino acids. The transcript has 4 exons.
CCCCGCUCGCCAACCGCCGCCAUUUGAACCAUGGCGGCGACGGCGCCGAUGGCGGCGGAGGCGCUGCCCGCGGCCUGGCGGCUCUACCUCGUCCCAACCCGCGUCGCCACCUUCCGCAACUGGCCCUUCACCGAGGGCUGCGCCUGCACGCCCGACAGGAUGGCAGCGGCGGGCUUCGUGCACUGCCCCAGCGAGAACGGCCCCGACGUGGCGCAGUGCUUCUUCUGCCUCAAGGAGCUGGAGGGCUGGGAGCCCGACGACGACCCGCUGGAGGAGCACAAGAAGCACUCUGCGGGCUGCGCUUUUGUCGCCCUUCAGAAGGACCCCACUAGCCUGACGCUGCAGGAGUUCCUGAAGCUGGACAAGGAGCGGAUGAAGAAUGCAAUCAAAAAAGAAAUUUCUCAGAAGGUGACCGAGGUUGAAGACACAGCCAAGUCUGUGCGUCGUGAAAUAGAGAACCUGGCCUCCUAGGCUGCACCAGCCUCUGCCGUCUGUCUUGUGUAUGUACUGUGAUGCUGCCACGUUCCUGAACGACUGUUUCCUGGGACCAUUUUCAUAACAGCCACAUCUGUGAGAAGCAUAACAAUGCUGGAUUCUCCUGCUCUCAUUUGAGUCUGUCCAGGAAGUACCUGGGAUUUGAUGCACUGCAUAGAUAAUAUCCUUCUGCAGGGAUUCCCCUAUUCUUCCUGUUGGAUUAAUUUAGGAGUGUUUAAGAACUUGUGUUUUUACUUGUUCUUAACUUCUUUUGUAAACUUAGUUGUUCCUAUUUGGAGGGUACUGGUUGUAACUUGUGUUAAAAAGAAACUUGUGUCUCUUGCAAGAGCUGGGAGACACUUCCGUUCUUUUACUGAAUAUACCAGUGAAUAUGGGUAACUUUUAAAA